CCGUCUUUCCCGAGGCGGGUGAGGGGGGAAAGAGAGAAAAAAAAAAAAAAGGAAACCUCAAAUUCCCCAUUCUUCCUCGUCUUGGGGCACAACUCCGAUUUAGGGUUAGCUCCUCCUCCUCCUCAUCGCUGAUUAGGAUUCGAUUCGACCGGAUCCCUCGCCGCCUUCGCCAUGGAUGAUGGUGAUGAGCCCGUCCCCUACGUCAUGGAUGAGGGUGUGCUACUACCCUUGCUGUUUCCGCCGCCGCUGCCGGCCGACGACGACGCCACCGCCGGCGUGAGCCCAAGCUGGGUGUACCUCGAAGACAGAGCUUACGUCUCCCCCGAUGCCGUCUCCAACUCCACCACCGCCUUCUCCACCACCACCACCGGCGUAAGCAUCCAUGUCUCCUUCUGCCUCGCCCGCCCGCCGCGCCUCUCCUACCUCUGCGUCCACUGCCCCCGCCCCGGCGACGGCGAGGGCGCCUACCGGUUCACUGUCGAUCCCCGAGUCCUCGGCACGCACACCGAUGUAGCCCUCCUCCGCGUCCCGCACCCCAACGACGGGCUCCACCGCGGAAUCAAAUCCUACGACUACUUCGUCUACACGGCCCGCCCAGGCCCGGGCGCCUCCUUGCUCCGGCUGCUGCCGAACCCGCGGGUCUCCCCCUUCCGCAACGAGGAGGUCGCCAUCGUCCGCUGCUCCGGCGGCGCCCGCUACGUCAUCGCCUGCCUCAUGCCAACCAUCAGGCGCCCCAUGGAGUUCAAGGUUAUGCGCUUCGACUCCGACGUCGGCCGCUGGAAAUCCACAGCUGUGUCCAUCAGUGAGCCGGUCGAGAGGGACAGGGUGCUCCCCAUCCCUGACACGGCCAGCCAGAUGGUCUUCCACUGCACCACCAAGGUCAUCACGCUCGGCGGCACCAUCGGCUGGGUGGAUCUCUGGAGAGGGAUCCUGCUGUGUGACGACGUGCUUGACCAACACCUGGUGCUCCGCGACGUGCCACUGCCCAAGCCAGCGAGAAGCAACCGCAAAUCCUUCUGCAGAGGGCCGCCGCAUCAUUACCGGGACAUCACCGUUGUCGUGCAGGACUCUGUUCCCACCUGCAUCAAGUACGUUGAGAUGGUGACCCGCCCCGGUGAUCGGCCACCUCCUCGACAACGACAGCCGCCGCAACAUUCUGAUGACUCUGACUCUGAUGAGGAAGAGGACGUUGCUUACUACUGGAAGGCUAACAUAUGGAGCAUGCCGAUACCAGUUGGUUCAUGGGAGGAUUGGCAGAUGGAGUGCACGGUGGAUGUCACUGACAUCGCCGUCGACAAUGUCAGGUUCAGUGAGCUGCUGCCAAAGAUUGGCAAUGAUCCAGAGGAGACAUUGAGGAGGCUGGUCACAGGUUUCCCCACAUUGGGUAUGGAUGGGGAUGUCAUUUCUUUCCUGUCCAAGAUCAAUCGCUUGGAUGAUAAGGGAUGGGUUAUCUCUGUUGAUCUGAGGAGUAAGACGCUGCAAGGCGUGGCUGAGCUUGAUGAGAGGAAGAAUUUCCUCUUCAAGCGCUACUACAACACCAGUGAGAUCUCCAAAUAUCUUAUCAAGGCUACAGGUGAGGCAGGAACUCUUGUAAAAACUGGGGUUAAUAGUAGAGUCUCAAAAAAGAAGAAGUAGGAAUUAAUUAAUGAAUCACGUAGGCUACCUGGGUUGAAGAAAUGAAACGAGCUGCAGAGACUGGGCGAUUCAUGAGCUACUUUCUGUAAUGAGCUAUUAUCAGAGUUGUUCUGUGCAAGACAUGCUACUUUCUGUAAUGGAUUUGGUUUUCGUCUGUUUAUCCCAAGUUAAACUGCUAUCUUCCCCUGAUGAUUGGCCUGAAAUGGAUGCUCAGGAAUUUUCUUCGGUUAUUAUACUGUAAUAAAAUGUCAAGCUGGCGACCCCA
Messenger RNA from Oryza sativa Japonica Group (Japanese rice), 1900 nucleotides. RefSeq lists its product as uncharacterized. Lineage: Eukaryota; Viridiplantae; Streptophyta; Magnoliopsida; Poales; Poaceae. The record is from RefSeq and is a predicted model, not a curated record.